CGAUGUGGUAAGAGGGGUAUCAUGUCUAGGGACUGUAGGUGUUCGUUAAACUACCAAGGAACAGCCUGAAACCGGGGAUCCGCCAGUUCCAAACAACCACGUCUUCGGUCCCUGAGAAAGGAAAACCAACUGAUCACCGUCCGUUUAUUAAUGUUUUUGUAGGAGACAAGGAGUUCGCUGCACUCUUGGACACCGGAGCUACCAGGUCCUUCAUCAGCAGUGAAGUGGCCGCCCACUGUAAGGUAGUUGGUAUACAACCCGGAUUAUGUUAGAGACGUUACCACCACCGUCGCUAACGGAAGUUCCAUACCCAUUAGAGAAAUAUAUACCGCACCGAUCCGGAUUGGGCCUGGAAGCUAAAUUGUUAUUAGUUUCAGAUCUACCUGUCGAUGUAGUCCUGGGAAUGGAUAUACUGAGGACACACAAUUUUUCAAUCAACCUGCAAACCGCCGAAUGUUUCCUGAAUGGAAGGUCUAUCCAAGCCCGUCGCAGUGAAUCAGAGAACCGAGGACAGUUACAUGCGAUAGGACCGCUUUUGACGUCCCUGAGUGGAGAAGAGAAAGUCCGACUGGAAGAGUUCUUGCAAACCGAAUUGAAGGCUUUCGAAGACCUCCGAGGAACCACACCCCUGAUCCAACCGUAUUAAACUCAAACCAGGCACCGAACCCAUCAAGCAGCGUUAUCGUCCCCAAAAUCCGAAGAUGCAGGAAAUAAUAAACCAGGAAGUUGACCGAAUGUUGGCCGAAGGCAUCAUUGAACCGUCCUCAUCUCCGCGGAGCU
This is a messenger RNA of Coccinella septempunctata (seven-spotted ladybird), 780 nucleotides long. RefSeq lists its product as uncharacterized. NCBI's taxonomy places the organism in Eukaryota, Metazoa, Arthropoda, Insecta, Coleoptera, Coccinellidae. The transcript has 2 exons. The coding region runs from base 266 to 646 and encodes 126 amino acids. The record is from RefSeq and is a predicted model, not a curated record.